Lytechinus variegatus (green sea urchin) is the source of this 1744-nucleotide messenger RNA. It is a transcript of the gene nprl2, whose product is annotated as GATOR complex protein NPRL2-like. NCBI's taxonomy places the organism in Eukaryota, Metazoa, Echinodermata, Echinoidea, Temnopleuroida, Toxopneustidae. Gene Ontology annotation, molecular function: GTPase activator activity. The record is from RefSeq and is a predicted model, not a curated record. The coding region runs from base 354 to 1517 and encodes 387 amino acids. Gene Ontology annotation, biological process: negative regulation of TORC1 signaling; cellular response to amino acid starvation; positive regulation of autophagy. Gene Ontology annotation, cellular component: vacuolar membrane; GATOR1 complex. The transcript has 12 exons.
AACAGACAGCUGCCAGCUGUCUAACAUACAAGAAUAUUUUUCUAAAGGCAGUUUUAAGAAUACUGGUACUGCGCCAGUGCUCUUCAGCUCGCAGAAGGGUGAUAAUAUUCAACUCUGUAACAUUCAAGAGACCAUUUGUUAUCACCAAUGCGUGCGAUUUCUAUUGCACUAAAAGGAGCACGAAAUAACACAUUUCUGUGAUGCUUCUAUACAAAGCACACGUUAGCUAAAUCGCAGACCGCCUGCAUGCAGCGCAGAGGUUCAUAUUCGUGCAGCACAUCGAUCUUCAGGAGCAGGAGAGAGACCUUCCUUGAGUAGCCAAGUUGCUCAUUCAGAAUUUAAGACUCAAAAGUAUGGCAGCAUUACCUGCUGGUAAUCUGAAAUGUAUCUUCUUCAGUGAAUUUCACCCACAAGCUGGACCUAAAAUCACUUAUCAGGUUCCAGAUGAUUACUUCUCAAGGGAGCUUUUUGAUAUAGUCUCUGUCUACAUCAUCCCAAAGCCUGAAUUACAAGACAAGCUCAUUACCGUUAAUGUCAAACAGGGUAAAGUGAUCGGAUGGCCCAGCUGCAUCCGAGAUGACAAGUAUGCCAGGAAUGAGUAUCUCUUCAACGUCUGUUUUGUAUGUGACUCUAAUACGGAUGUAUCACCUUACGAGACACUGGUCAAAAAGUUGUCUGCCUACUUCACAACACUCGAGCUGGAAUGCGCCUUUCUCUCAAACGAGGAAACCAAGUGCAGAGUGCCAGAUAUAUUGGAGAAACUUCUUACUCAUCUGAAUGAGUUUGGAAAAUGUUCAGUCCCAAUAAAUGAUUCUAACACCAUUCAUCUGAAGAUUGUACCACCUACCAAAGAACCACAGUCUGUCUUAGAGCACCAUGUUCCUAUGUUCCUGUGUAGUAAAGAACAUUAUGAUAACACACAGUGGGACCUUACAACACAACAGAUUCUUCAAUAUAUUGAUGGAGUAAAUCAUGUUCAAAGGAUAGCUGUUGAAGCAGAUGUUGAUUUGAAUCUAGUCAAGAUCUGCCUUCAAAACUUGCUGUACUAUGGAGUCAUUACUAUUGUUCCUAUCUUUCAGUAUUCCAAUGUUUACAUAGUGCAACCAUCUAUCAACAGUCUCAUGGAGAACUCCCAGCUACAAAGAGAGUGUAUUGAAUAUGUAACUCUCCCAGGUUACAAUCCUCCAACCUUGAGAUCUGUGAUGCUUCUGUAUAGUUCACUUUGCCCUGGGAUGACAGUCAGAGAUCUCUGUAUGAGACACAAUCCUAGAGCACUUAAUAUAUGUGAAAGACAUCUCAUUCAAUUUGGGGUGGUAAAAGGGCUGAUUAGAAGACUACAUAAAUACCCUGUCAAGCUGCCUACUGCUGAUAUGCAAUAUAAUGCUGGGAGAAAUCUAGACAGGUGGAUGCAAGGAAAGCUAAAUUUUGAUGAGAUUUGUUGUGGGACAGGAAUGAGCCACAAGGAAUUAGAUGAGCAAGUGGAGAAAGAUGUUGAUGUUUCAGUCUGCUGGAAAUGAUAGUCUCCUAUGACAGCUGUUGAUGAACUGAUCUUUCAUACAGGGUCCUGUGAUUUAGAGAGGCUGAAUAAUAGGAGCUGAUGUGUAUACUAUGGGAUGGGUUGUGGAGUUAUGUGGCCAAGUGGAUUAGUGUCCAGACUUUGAAACAGAGGGUCUUUGGUUUGUAUCCCAGCCACGUUGUAAUUUCCUUCAGCACAAAAUUCAUCCACAUGUGCUCUACACUUAAC